AUACCCACCUUACCAAAUUGAUAAAAAAAAAAAAAGAAGAAAAAAUAUUCUUCUACUUUAAAUUUGAUCCAAGCAAAUCCAAAUUGGUUCAUUGUUUGUUUUUUUUUUGAUAAAAUUAUAAAUUUGUGAUUGAAUCAAUUUUGGGUUUUCCCUUUUUUUUUUUUGGAAUUUUUUGUGAAAAAUUCGAUUUGGGGGUUGAAGGAUAUGGGUUCAUAUUUUGAUCGAUGGGAGAAAGAUCCGUUCUUCUCUGCUGCAGAGGAGGUUCAGGAAUCUGCCGACAGGAUGGAAUCAACUUAUAGAACAUGGAUUCAUGCGUUGAAGGAUACUUCUGGACGUUGGAAUUCCGACGAGCUGUGCAGAGACCUAAGGACUACCCUUGGCACUGCUAAAUGGCAGUUGGAGGAAUUUGAUCGGGCAGUUAGUUCAAGCUACAGUAAUACAUCAACUGAUGAUGCUAAAGAAAGGCAUGGUGAAUUUGUUAUUGCCAUGGAUAAUCAGAUUAAGAAAGUAGAGAAGAGUCUAAAUGAAUCAGCUUUUUCACAAGGCAAUCAAUGGGUGCGCUUGGAUGAGAGGGAGCUCGAUGAACUAGCCGUGUUUCUCUCAGGACCAUCGACCUCUUCAUCAUUUUCAGACAAAUCCUCUGUAAAAGUUGACGAAGUUGAGCAGAAACCAGCUUUGUGGGAAGAGGAUUGUAAGCAACGAAUGCCAGAGUAUUCAAAAAGUUCAUCUAACUUAGUGGACGGGAGUCAAGUUGACACCAAGGAUGAGAUGUAUUCAGGGCACCGGAAGACAGCAAGUGCUUGUGGUGAUAUUAGUGCUUGGAAGAUUGCAGUUGCUGAUGAUAUUUGCGGCAAACAACCUGUACCACCCCCCCGCAAGAUACCCAGUAUUCAGGGCCUGUUGAAUUGCGUGGAAUCUGCGACGAAGUUGAAGUGGUCAAAGAAUGGUUACAGGAAGCUGAGGUUCAACUCUGAUGAUCAUCAAGAAGCUGAUUGUACAUUGCCACAGUCUCUUCCAUUGACUAGGGGCAUUAACACAUGUUGUGAGAGGAGUAAAAGUUGCCUUGAUUGUUGUGAUGAAAGGUACCAGAAGCAACUUAAUGGUUGGUAUGGAGCAGUACAACGACAGCUGCAAAGGUCUCAGUAUUAUGUGAAAUACAAUCGUCCUGUUCAAACGGUUUCUUCUGUGGUUCUUCUAAUUUUCUUUAUUGUUUUAUUGGGGUUCCAUAUUUGAGUGACGAGCCUAUAUUCCUGCAAACGAAGAAAAAAGCUUGCUGGGUUCGAAAGAUCAACAAACAACUGCCUAUUAUUUAUACCUUAUACAGGCAGGUGAUUUUAUUGGAGUUAUAUGAAGUGAAAGCUGGAACAGAUUGCACUAAAAUUGUUGCAGUAAUACAUACCUUAACCAUAUAUCAUGCCAAUUUAAGUGGUACUAGUAGUGGCUGGCUAAUUACUGUUGUAUUAUAAGAUGAAUCUUAAGGAUUGCAGGUAAAAUGUUGUUCAAAACCUGCAUCCACAGAAAUGAACCAUUUCAGGUCUAUUUGACCCGCGACAUCGUGUAUAGUGUGCUAUUAUUCAUUAUCUGGAUAUUGGUCUAAACUCCUUAUUCUUCUUCUUCUU
This is a messenger RNA of Solanum lycopersicum (tomato), 1619 nucleotides long. RefSeq lists its product as uncharacterized. Gene Ontology annotation, biological process: Golgi vesicle transport. The record is from RefSeq and is a predicted model, not a curated record. Gene Ontology annotation, cellular component: membrane. NCBI's taxonomy places the organism in Eukaryota, Viridiplantae, Streptophyta, Magnoliopsida, Solanales, Solanaceae.